Dimorphilus gyrociliatus is the source of this 601-nucleotide messenger RNA. Lineage: Eukaryota; Metazoa; Annelida; Polychaeta; Dinophilidae. The record is from the annotation of a GenBank genome assembly.
GAUGUUCGUAAGGCGAGGAACAGUCGUACGAAAAAACAGAGGUAGAGGUAGAGGAGCAGCUCAUCCCAGCUUGAGAAGAACUCAAAUUAAUAGAACAAGUUCUAAAUCGACGUUAUCUACAAGGAAUAGUAAUCUGCAGGCUGAAGAUAGUGAUGAAGACGAGGAGAAUGACCUACAAAGGCGUGCAACUCAUGUAUUUUCUACUCAAAACGUAAGCAGAGUGGAAUUUAAUUUAGAGGAGUCUCCGUCCAGUUCCCAACCUCUGCAAACUCAAAAUAAUCCUAGACGCGCUCAGCGAAGGCAGUCUUCCUUCUCCAGCGCUGCAAGUCAAAUUUUGCAGUCUAUUGGCUCUGUGAAAGCCUCUCCACAUUCUGGUCAUCACUCAACAAUACGAUAUACUUCGAAUGGAACGUCUCAGGCUGCGCUUUAUUAUAGUCUGAAAAAGUUACAGGAUUUUAGUGAAGGAAGCCAUCAAAACGGUGAACGUUUGGACGUUAAGAAGCCAGAGAUAGGCGUCGCCGUCGCUUCGGGAACUAAGAACGGUGAAGAUGCUUUUCCUUUACAUCGUACUGUAGCACAAUACCGUUUUCCUAUUACUUAA